Asparagus officinalis (garden asparagus) is the source of this 5699-nucleotide messenger RNA. Its product is annotated as calcium-transporting ATPase 1, plasma membrane-type-like. Gene Ontology annotation, cellular component: intracellular membrane-bounded organelle; membrane. Gene Ontology annotation, biological process: DNA repair; calcium ion transmembrane transport. NCBI's taxonomy places the organism in Eukaryota, Viridiplantae, Streptophyta, Magnoliopsida, Asparagales, Asparagaceae. Gene Ontology annotation, molecular function: calmodulin binding; ATP binding; DNA-directed DNA polymerase activity. The transcript has 22 exons. The coding region runs from base 164 to 5365 and encodes 1733 amino acids. The record is from RefSeq and is a predicted model, not a curated record.
CUCUAAAAAAAAUUGCAUUGACACGAUUUUGAAAAUUUCUUCCAAUUCGAAAGCAUCGCAGUUAUAAAAUUAUUUUUGGUAUUUCUGUAAUUUUCGCGCUCUUUCUCACCCUUUCCCUCUCUUCGUCUCUCCGCCGCCGUCGUCAAAGAUCGACAGAUCAUUCAUGGCAUCGACCUCAGAUGGUGAUCGGCCAUGGCAAUCUUAUCACACCGUCUACACCAACGCCAAAGCAGGGAUGGAAGGAGUUGAUAAAGAGAGAGUGCAAAGGAUCGUGUAUGAGAUGAGCAAAGGAUCCAAGUAUUUCGAGAGCGAAAAACGUAAGGAGGCGUUCAUACAGCAAAAAGUUGAGAAUUUGCGAGCUCAACGGGAAAAGCUUACAGAUAAGGACAUCGCCCAUUUUCAAGAGAUUGCUGAUAAAAAGAUUGUAGAAUUGGAAGCUUCCCGUGACCUUACAAAAGUGUGGCUGCAUUCUGACAUGGAUGCUUUUUAUGCUGCUGUUGAGACAUUGGAGGAUCCAUCGUUGAAGGGUAAAGCUUUGGCAGUGGGAAGCUUGUCUAUGAUAUGUACUGCUAGCUAUGAGGCACGGAAGUUUGGGGUUCGCGCUGCAAUGCCAGGUUUUAUUGCGUGCAAGUUAUGCCCAGAUCUGGUAUUUGUUCCUCCAAAAUUUGAGAAGUAUACUUACUACAGUGAACUGACCAGAAAAAUUUUUCAGAAAUAUGACCCAGACUUCAUAGCAACUAGUUUGGACGAAGCAUACCUCAAUAUUACUGAUACUUGUGUUAAAAGAGGCAUUAGUGGUGAAGAAGUUGCUGAUGAACUUAGAAAGGCUAUUUUCGAGGAGGCUGGUCUUACAUGUAGUGCUGGAGUUGCACCUAACCGCAUGCUUGCAAAGGUUUGCUCUGAUAUUAACAAACCCAAUGGGCAGUUUAUAUUAACAAAUGACCGGAAGGCUGUCAUGACCUUUAUAUCAUCACUCCCAAUACGAAAGGUUGGGGGUAUCGGUAAGGUGACUGAACAAGUUCUUAGGGAUGUACUUGGAAUCAGUACUUGUGAGGACAUGCUGCAAAAGGGUUCUUUGUUAUGCGCAUUGUUUUCUCCUUGUUCAACUGAUUUCUUUCUUUCAGUUGGACUUGGCUUGGGUGGAACUGAAACUCCCCGAUGUAGGUCGCGGAAGAGUAUAAGUAGUGAGCGAACAUUUUCUGCAACUGGAGAUGAAUCAUUUCUCUUCCAAAAAUUGGCUGAUCUUGCAGAAAAUUUAUCCAAGGACAUGCAAAAGGAAAGCCUGUGCGGACGAACCCUUACAUUGAAAUUGAAGACUGCUACCUUUGAGGUUCGAACUAGGGCUGUAUCUCUGCAGAAAUAUAUUCAUUCUCAGGAUGAGAUUCUAAGUGCUGCUUCUAAGCUACUAAAGGCAGAACUUCCUCUUUCUUUGAGGUUAAUUGGGCUGCGUAUGUCACAAUUCCGUGAUGACAGUCACAGUCCUCUUGAUCCCUCGCAGAAAACCCUCAUGGGCUUUGUCAUCUCAGGAGAAGAUGCUACUCGAAGAUUUGCAAAUGUGGAGAACUCAACUGGCUCACUGAUGAAUGAUAGGCAUGUUAUGCUUGAAGGGGAAAAGAUUUGCAAAUGGGAACUAAAAUUUUCAACUGGUGAUAGCAAUUGUUUCUCAAAUGAUGGUUACUCCAAUGUUCCAUAUGAACCUGAUAUAAUGACUGAAUCGAACCAGCUGAUGCAACCUGCAAACAACUCGGGGACCAAAGAGUACGGAACAUAUAGUUUUGAUGAUGCCUGCCCAACAGAGUCCAGGACGACCACUAUGGAGAAGUUCAAGAGAGGAUCCAAUUCUGCAGAGGACAAGGCAGUAUUAUCGUGCUGUCAUAAACCAUUGGUGUGGGUUGAUGACUACAUUUGUUCUGUGUGUGGGAUUGAAUUACCUCCGAGCUUCAUUGCAGAAAGGCAGGAACACUUUGAUUACCAUCUAGCUCAAAUGCUUCAGGAGGAGGAAACUGUGAACAAUAGAAGUCAACUAGAUCAGCGAGAGAGUGGUAUCGGUACCGUUCGUAUUAGGAUGUAUGACGAAGUGAUUCAGGAGUUGGAUGAAGUGAGGUUCGUUUCUCAGUUAAAGAAAAACAUCAUUUCACUUGGAGUUUUGGAAGCAACAUGCUAUAGGGUGACCUCAGAGGAUACAUCUCUGAAGGUUAUAUUUGGGUCCAUGAUUAUGAUGAAGGGCGUCAGGAGGAAGAAUUUGUACAAUUUGAUUGGAAGCACGGUUCAGAUCUGCUGUUAUUCUUUGUUGGGUGGGGUGAUGGAGAGCUAUCUGAAGGAGAAUUUUGGGGGAGUGAAGGCCAAGAACUCGUCGGAGGAGGCUCUCCGCCGAUGGCGGCUCCUCUGCUCCGUCGUUAAGAACCCGAAGCGUCGGUUUCGUUUCACUGCGAAUCUCAGCAAGAGAUCCGAGGCACAGAUCAUGAAAAGGACCAAUCAUGAGAAGCUGCGGAUUGCUGUUUUGGUUUCAAAAGCUGCUCUUCAGUUCAUAAAUGGUAUCCAAGUGCGCAGUGAAUACACUCCGCCCGAACCAGUGAAGGAAGCAGGGUUCCUCAUCUGCGCCGAUGAACUGGGAUCGAUCGUAGAAGGCCACGACGUGAAGAAGCUGAAGGCCCAUGGUGGCGUCAAUGGCGUUGCGACCAAACUCUCGACGUCGGUUUCCGAUGGUGUAGACAUUAAACGUGACAGAUUGAAAUGUAGGGAAGAGAUUUAUGGAGUAAAUAAGUUCACUGAGAGUAAAGUUCGGAGCUUUUGGGUGUUUGUAUGGGAAGCAUUGCAGGAUAUGACACUUAUGAUAUUGGCAGUGUGUGCUUUUGUGUCUCUCCUUGUUGGUAUUGCCACAGAAGGGUGGCCAAAAGGCGCCCAUGAUGGGUUGGGAAUCGUUUCGAGCAUUCUUUUGGUUGUGCUUGUCACAGCGAUAAGUGAUUAUCGCCAGUCUUUGCAGUUUAAGGAUUUGGAUAAGGAGAAGAAGAAAAUAUCAGUCCAGGUUACCAGAAAUGGGUUUAGACAGAAGAUGUCGAUAUACGAUCUUCUUCCAGGGGAUAUUGUCCAUCUGGCAAUUGGAGAUCAAGUCCCUGCGGAUGGAUUGUUUGUUUCAGGGUUCUCUUUACUUAUCAAUGAAUCGAGUCUAACAGGAGAGAGUGAGCCUGUUGCAGUAAAUGCCGAGUACCCGUUUCUUCUGUCAGGAACAAAGGUCGAAGAUGGGUAUUGUAAAAUGUUGGUAACAACUGUGGGCAUGAGAACACAAUGGGGUAAGCUGUUGGCAACACUUAGUGAAGGUGGAGAUGAUGAAACUCCGUUGCAGGUGAAACUGAACGGAGUUGCAACAAUCAUAGGAAAAAUUGGUCUCUUCUUUGCGAUUGUGACUUUUGCAGUGCUUGCUCAGGGACUUGUCACCAGAAAAUAUAAAGAGGGUCAGUACAUGAGCUGGUCAGGGGAUGAUGCUUUGGAAAUGCUCGAAUAUUUUGCAAUUGCAGUUACUAUAGUUGUUGUUGCUGUUCCUGAAGGACUCCCUUUGGCCGUGACUCUAAGUCUUGCUUUCGCCAUGAAGAAAAUGAUGAACGAUAAGGCACUUGUUCGCCACCUUGCAGCUUGUGAAACCAUGGGUUCCGCCACAACCAUUUGCAGUGACAAGACAGGAACCCUGACAACCAAUCACAUGACCGUUGUUAAAGCUUGUGUUUGUGGAAAUAUCGAGGAAGUAAGCGAUUCCAAUAAGGCUACUAGAAUGUGUUCAAAGAUUCCAGAUAUGGCAGUUAAAACUCUUCUACAGUCGAUAUUCAACAAUACGGGAGGAGAAAUUGUGAUCAACCAAGAGGGGAAGCUCGAGAUCUUGGGAACACCUACAGAGACUGCUUUGUUGGAAUUUGGCUUGUCAAUGGGUGGAGACUUUCAGGCUGUAAGGCAAGAUGCUAAGCUUGUGAAGGUGGAACCUUUCAAUUCUGCAAAGAAGAGAAUGGGCGUGGUGAUCCAACUACCUGAAGGAGGAUAUCGUGCACAUUGUAAAGGCGCCUCAGAGAUUGUUCUCGCUGCUUGUGACAAAUUUAUUGAUUCUGCUGGCAAUGUCGUUCCCCUUGAUCAUUUAGUAACUAAAAAACUCAAUGAUACAAUUGAAAACUUUGCGAGUGAAGCCCUUCGUACUCUUUGCCUAGCUUAUAUGGAUAUUGAGAAUAACUUCACAGCUGAGGAACAAAUACCAGUCAAAGGAUACACGUGUAUUGGAAUUGUGGGUAUCAAAGAUCCUGUCCGUCCUGGUGUGAAGGAGUCAGUUGCAAUAUGUAGGUCUGCAGGGAUCACUGUGAGAAUGGUUACAGGUGACAAUAUCAAUACAGCAAAGGCAAUUGCUCGUGAAUGUGGUAUUCUUACAGAUGAAGGUGUUGCUAUCGAAGGUCCAGAGUUUAGAGAGAAGAGCCUGGAAGAAUUGAUUGAAUUAAUUCCUAAAAUACAGGUAAUGGCUAGAUCUUCACCACUUGAUAAGCAUACCUUGGUUAAGCACUUGCGCACUACUCUUGAUGAAGUUGUUGCUGUUACCGGUGAUGGAACAAAUGAUGCUCCAGCACUUCAUGAGGCAGAUAUCGGGCUUGCUAUGGGCAUCGCUGGUACAGAGGUGGCUAAGGAGAGUGCUGAUGUCAUAAUUCUGGAUGACAAUUUUUCAACGAUUGUAACUGUGGCUAAAUGGGGCCGUUCAGUGUAUGUCAACAUACAAAAGUUUGUCCAGUUCCAGCUCACUGUUAACAUUGUUGCGUUAAUUGUUAAUUUCUCCUCAGCCUGUCUGACAGGAAAUGCCCCCCUCACUGCUGUUCAACUUCUUUGGGUCAAUAUGAUUAUGGACACUCUGGGAGCACUUGCUCUGGCCACUGAACCACCAAACAAUGACUUAAUGAAGCGAAUGCCGGUUGGGAGGAAAGGGAAUUUUAUAAGUAAUGUAAUGUGGAGGAAUAUCUUUGGACAGUCAUUAUAUCAGUUUUUAGUUAUGUGGUAUCUCCAGACUCAAGGAAAAAGUAUAUUUGGGCUUGAGGAGCCUAGUGCUGAUCUUACACUGAAUACGCUUAUAUUCAAUACAUUCGUCUUCUGUCAGGUCUUCAAUGAAAUUAGCUCUAGAGACAUGGAGAAGAUAGAUGUUUUCAAAGGCAUAUUGCAGAAUUAUGUGUUUGUGGGUGUUCUUUCUUGCACUGUCAUUUUUCAGAUAAUAAUUGUCCAGUUCCUUGGUGAAUUCGCAAGCACUACGCCAUUGACAUUGUUACAGUGGUUCAUCUGUGUGUUUAUUGGCUUUCUUGGCAUGCCUAUUGCUGCUGUUGUGAAGAUGAUUACCGUUGGAUCUAAUUGAAGAAGAUUUAACGUAGGAGAGUAGAACUGAUAUUUAUGAGAUAAAAAUCGAGCAUUCAGUUCUCUACUUCAGUUUACUUUUCUGCUGUCAUGAGUCAAAGCAUGCGCAGCAAUUGUUCACUGAAUAUGGUUGUAUUUAUGUAUUUUCCUUUGAUUAUUUUCCACUUGUAUUGGCUUGAUUGGUUUUGUAAUGUAGAAGUUUAGUCACUCACAACUAACAAGUUUGAUGUAGAAAGCGUGUUGAGCUUUCAGUUUAACAGGAAGAAAUUCGUCUGACAAUGCCGUACUUUUUUCGAUGGAUUUGAUUCUACGAGUGUUGUGGAUUUCCUUAGCGU